CGGAGCGGUCACACAAUUCGUUUCUCAUACAGACUUGGGAUAAGUUCCCGAACUAUCGCCAGAAUGCCCUCCGACUUUUUAACACCUUUCCUGGAGCUCGACGAUGAAUUUUGCAAGAAUUUCCGGAGCCUGGACAUGACAGAUGGCGUAAUGCUCGCCACGCAGAAACAGCGCGCCGUGGGAUUUCAACGCAGGCACUCCAUGUGCCCAGUCACUCUCCCCAACUCCAAGUUCAACAGCGGCAGUAUCGAUCCGGUCAACGAGCCUAUCUGCUGGCCUCUGCAGCACGGAAACCAAAACUGGAACCGGGAGCAGCAGUUGUUGCCCAGGUCGUCCAUCAACCAGAUACCGUUUCGAGUGGACCGCUCGGUCAGCAUGAUUGAGAGCCACGUGAAUAGCUUCGAAACCGGCGAGCAGGUCUCCGUCACGCUUCCAGUUCUGCCACCACCUGGUCUAAGUAUCAGCACCAGUUCUCUGUCGUCUCCAAAGUCUCCUGCCUCCACUCCCCCCAUCUCCACGCGUUACAAAACUGAGCUGUGCCGCACCUACGAGGAAAGUGGUACUUGCAAAUACGGGGCAAAGUGUCAGUUUGCUCAUGGCUUGGAGGAGCUCCGAGGUCUUAGCAGACACCCCAAGUACAAAACCGAGCCUUGCCGCACGUUCCACACAAUCGGCUUCUGCCCCUAUGGCGCGCGCUGUCACUUUAUUCACAACGCAGACGAGCAGCAUGCUCCGCCUGGCUGCGUGCCACAGCAGCGUCAACAGAUGCGCGAACGCCCCCAGUUACUGCGUCAGAGCGUUAGCUUCGCAGGGUUCUCGUCUCAAGCACUCAACGGGUUCCACGCUGUCCCAGAGCACCUGACGUUUUCCAGGGCCUCCUCUGUGUCCCCUCCUCCCUCCACUGGCAGCCCAGAUCUCCUCUCCCCCAUAUUUCCAGAGCCAGGUGCGCUGAAACACAGCUACCCGUUCUCCACCGACCUCGGUAACGAUCAGCAAGGCAACCCUCGCUUUUUCGCUGUUACUGACUCCAAAGGUUUCACCGGCUGCGCGCAGCAGAAGUCCGCAACUCAGCACCGCAGCGCAUUCACUCUCACCGGCUUACCAAUGUUGCAGAGAAGCGCGUCGGCUGAUUCCCUCUCUGACCAAGAGGGCUACACCAGCUCCAGCAGCCUGAGCGGCUGUGAAUCUCCCAGCUUCGAGGGCAGACGCCUCCCAAUUUUCAGCCGCCUGUCUGUCUCAGACGAUUAAAGUAACUUUUACAUUUGUGCAUAUUGCAUUUUCCUCUAAGCAGUUUUGGCGAUGCUUUGUUUAGUGAAUAUCUAGCUAAACUUUGAAAUCUGACAAUGUAUACUGUUGUAUACCCGUUUCAGCUAUCAUGGGUACUUGGCGUAGCUUUAUACUAUCUGGUAUUGUUUUCCUGGAAAAAAAGGAGAAUUCUGUUUAAGAAUUUUCUGUACCCAUUUUUUUUAUCAUUAUUAUUUUAAAGUAUGUUGACAAUAAUAUACGAGGGCGUGUAUAAGGACUAACCAUGAACAUCCAGGUGUGAUAAGGCCACUGACUGGCAACGGUAUCAGUACUUGGAACACGUAUGUCACUGCAGAAGAGAGAAUUUAAAUGGUUCUUUCCAAAGCAUGUGCCCCCUUAGUUUUUUACCAAAGCUGAGAAAAAAUAGUGUCUUAAGUCUUGUAGGCAGAGUUAAUUUUAAAUCUUAUGUUUAUUCCAAAAUGUACUGUAAGUAAAGCGUAGCCUUUAGUAAAGGCAUCUAAUGGACAGUAUUAUCGAUUAGUCUAACCAUAGGCCUUGUGUGAUUUAUUUAUUGCCAUUUUUGUCCCACAAUGACCAGAUUUUUCAAGUGUGUGUUAUGCCUCUAAUAUGCUGAAAAUGCUUUACCCAGUUAUUUUUAUUUGCCUUGUGUGAGCUAUUUUGUAGCUUUAAGAGGAAGAAAAAAUAGACUUUCUUGAAUGUAGGAAGCCAUCUCAGGAUUUUAAUUAGCGUCAUUUAAGCAAAUGAGAGUAAUGUUUGUGAGUCACCUUGUUUAAUCAAACUACAAACCAUUGCUCUAAUUGUCCAUUUAACAAUCUAACAUUGCCCACGAUAGGAUGUCACUUUCUAAUAAUGCUUUUAGUCAUAUUGCUAAGUUUCCACCAAAACAACCCGUCUAACAGUGUGUUGCAUAAUCUUUAAGUAUGAUAACUUUUUUUUAA
Messenger RNA from Megalops cyprinoides (Indo-Pacific tarpon), 2204 nucleotides. Its product is annotated as mRNA decay activator protein ZFP36L1. Gene Ontology annotation, molecular function: mRNA binding; metal ion binding. The transcript has 2 exons. Lineage: Eukaryota; Metazoa; Chordata; Actinopteri; Elopiformes; Megalopidae. The record is from RefSeq and is a predicted model, not a curated record. Bases 64 to 1248 code for a protein of 394 amino acids.